This is a messenger RNA of Rotaria sp. Silwood1, 2757 nucleotides long. The record is from the annotation of a GenBank genome assembly. NCBI's taxonomy places the organism in Eukaryota, Metazoa, Rotifera, Eurotatoria, Philodinida, Philodinidae.
AUGUUCAAAGCCUAUGCUUCUUCUGAAUCAUCAGCAAAAGACGAAGAAGAAAAAAAACCGAUAGUGCCAUCAUCAUCAUUAUCAUCUACGAGUAACAACAGUGCUAAUGGCAAUGACGUAUUCUAUAUUGAUCGUCGUCGUGAUCGUGCCAAUAUAACUGUUCAAUACACUCAUGGUAUUCCUCGUUAUGGAGUUAAAUUUUGUAAUCAACGUCCAUUGGGUUCCCGAAUUACCAAGCCGUCUCGUAAACAGCGUAUUGUUCGUUAUUUUCAUCAUAAAACUGAAGACAUCGAUAAUCGGUUACCAGACUCUUUCGUUACGGUAGACAAUCAUCUUGAACAAUUAAAUAUUACUGUCCGUGAACAACCACAUUCAUUUGAUGCUUGGAAAGAAUUAAUUGAUUAUCAAUUUUAUCUUUUUAAAACAAAUGGACAACAAGAAAAAUUAACUGCAUUAUAUAAUAAACAAUUAUCAAUAGUUGAUCGAGCUCUAGAACUUAAUUCAAAUCGUUUACAAUAUCGUUUAUUAAAAUUGAAUAUUCGUACACAUUCACAUUUAUUUAGUCAUGAUAUACUUUUAAAUGAAUGGACAGUAUUAAUAAAAGAUUGUCAAAAAUCAAGUGAUGAUCGAACAAUAAAUGAAGCAUGGUUUUCAUAUAUACAAUUUGUACUUAAUCGUAUUGAAGUAUUUUCCAUUGAUAAAUUAAAUGAUAUAUUUAUACAAUAUUUUUCAACAUAUGCAUAUCAUAUACAAACACGUAGUGGAAAGGAACGAAGAUUUUUAUUAAAUCAUAUGAUAGACAUGUUUCAAAUAUGGACAUGUGUAUUACGUGAUGCUGGUUAUUGUGAACGAGCACUUGGUCUGUAUCAAACUAUGAUUGAGUUACAUAUGAAUUUAACAACAGAAACCAAAAUCGAUUUUUCUCAACGAUUAGAAACAAUUGAAAAAACCUGGGAUACAGAUAAACUACGUUUUGGAGAACGAAUUGAAGUAGAAAAUCCAAUAUCAUAUAUUGAAAAUGAACUUUCAUUAUUAUCUGAACAUGAAAAUAAUUUAUUUAAUUCAACAUAUCAAUCAUGGAUAUCAAUUGAACAAGCACGAAUAGAUUUUUAUCAAUUAAAAAUUCUUAAUCGUGGUAUUCAUUUUCAUUCAAAACUUCUUCAAUCACUAACUGAUUCUAGUCAAAUUGAUAAUGAUAUAUCAAAUAUAUCAUUUCAAUAUAUCAUUCGUCCAUUUAUAUUUGAAUUAAUUGAUCAACGACAAUUUAUACAAAUAAUUAUUUAUUAUCUUUAUUUUCUGAAUGGUUUACCACAAUUAACAAUUUCACAAGAAAUUUUAAAUAAAUUUAAAAUUUCAUUAUCAAAUCAUUUACAAGAACAACUAUUUGUUGAUAAUGAAUUUAUACAACUUUAUUCAUUAAUACAUCCAAUAACAUUUAUACGAACGGAAAAAAAUUUUUCUGUUGAAUUUAUUUCAAAAGUUUAUGAAGAAAUCAUAGCAAUACCAUCAUUAAAAGCAUAUCAAAUUGAAUUUAUUCUUCUUUAUUGGUAUUAUUUAGCAGCAAAUAUUAUUGAACUUAAACAACAAAAUCCAUCAUUAUCGAAAGUUCGUUUAAAAUCUUUACAAACAAUUAUAAAAAAAUAUUUAUCAUUAGAAGAAUAUCGUACAUGUCUUCGUCUCUAUACACAUUAUGCACGUCUUGAAUAUGAAUAUUUUCAACGUAUAAAUGAAGGUCGUCGUAUAUUUGAUUUAUGUUUACAAACAAUUCGAAUGAAUUCAACAAAUUUUUCCUCUUAUGAUUCUUAUUCUGAUCUUUGUUAUUGGAUUUCAACAUCACUUAUAUGUGAAUUUAAUUUGAAUCAUUUAUUUGAUCAUAUGUUAAAGAUUAUAUUAGAAAAUUCAAAAUUUAUUUCCAUUGAUAAACAAAUUAACAAAGAAAAACUUUGUUCAUCAAUAACAUUUAUUUUAAAUAAAUUAUUUCCAAAUACACAAUUUAAUGAUAUCAUAACACUCAUUAUUGAUUGUUUAAAAUGUCGAAAAUUUUCUAAAUGGGAUCAAGCAACAGAUCAAGAUUGGUCUACGUAUUUGCGUCAAAAUGAAUAUGUAUCAUUUGAAUUAUUAUUUAUUUUUCUUAAUUAUUCAUAUUUAUUAAAUGAUCCAUUUGAUAAAUUACAUUCUAUUGUAUUAAAUUCCAUAAUACCAUUAAUCAAUGAACAACGUAAUAAAAAUAAUCAAACAAUUAUUGAUUAUAUUCUUCGCUUUUAUCUUUCUAUACUUUGGAAUGAAUUAUUUACCGAACAUCUUUUAUUUAAUGAAUGUACAAAUUAUUUAAAACAAUUAUUAGAACAUAUUAAAUGGCCAUCAAUUAUUCUAUUAAAAUUUAUGUCAAUAUAUACAUGUUUUUUACCAUUGUAUGGUAGUUAUGUUAAUGAAUAUGAACAAAUAAUAUUAAGUUAUAAAUAUAAUAAAAAAAUUGAAUAUCGUUUAAUCACAAAAAUGUUUGUUUUACAAAUGAAUUUAAUUCGACAUUUAAAAAUACAAAAAGCAAGUGCCAUAAAUGAAAAAUUCAAUUCUGGUUAUGAGCAUCGUGUUAGACAUAUAUUAAGACAAUUAAUACAAGAAUAUCCAUAUUAUGUACAAUUGUGGCUUUUUUAUGAACAUUUUGAAAGAUAUUCACCUAAUGAUAAUCGAGUUAAAUCAGUUCUUUAUGAUGCUAUGCAAAAUUGUCCAUGGGCAAAAGUAAGUUGUUUUCUGUAA